Cottoperca gobio is the source of this 2391-nucleotide messenger RNA. RefSeq lists its product as uncharacterized. Gene Ontology annotation, cellular component: cell cortex. Gene Ontology annotation, molecular function: GDP-dissociation inhibitor activity; G-protein alpha-subunit binding. Lineage: Eukaryota; Metazoa; Chordata; Actinopteri; Perciformes; Bovichtidae. The record is from RefSeq and is a predicted model, not a curated record. Bases 234 to 920 code for a protein of 228 amino acids. Gene Ontology annotation, biological process: establishment of mitotic spindle orientation. The transcript is spliced from 4 exons.
UGUGCGUGUGUGUGUGUGCGCGCAUGUGUGUGUGUGUGUGUGUGUGUGUGUCGAGCAGCCGAUGAGAGGCUUCAUUCGGUGGAGAAUCAAUCUAGACGAGGCUGCAGAACUGAAACAAGAGGAAAGUUUCAGAGGAAACAAGCAGAAAGAAGAAGACGUGAUGUUGAGAUUUAGCCCCCCCCACUGAUGACAGCAGUGAGUUUUAUCCCCACCCACACCUCCAAAGCUACAUCAUGGCUGAAAAAAAACUCUCAGGCUUACCUCCUCCCACCCUGUCUUCACCUGGUCAUCAGAAUGGGAGGAUCAGGGGGACAGCGCCCAAAUGUUCUCCAUCCCCCCACAAUAAUGGCAGUCUGGAGGCCAGACCGGGCCGAAACACCAGCGAUGUUCCCCAGCCUGCCUUAGCAGUCAGCAGCAGGACCUCCUCCUCCCCCCUCAGGACCCUCAGGACCCUCGGAGGUCUGAUAUCUCCUGUGUCCGGGGCUGAAGGCAGCCACAGCUCCACCAGGCCGCGAGGUCAGAGCCUCGCCUCCGCUCUGAGCUCUUGGACUACCAGGAGCAAGUGUAGGAACAGCCAGCAAGAAGAGCCAGAGGCCUUGUUGGACCUGAUCCUGGAGUGUCAGGGUCAGAGACUGGACGACCAGAGAGCCAGCCUCAGCCUGCUGCCUGACCCAGGACCGGUUGCAGUUUGUGGGGCCUGUAGCUCCGACCAGCACACCCUGCCAAGUCUGGACUUUUACUACAUGCUGAUACACUACCAGUCUGACAGGAUGGAGGACCAGAGGUGUUCCCUGCCUGAUGUGGAAGAUGGUGUUGGUGGGGUUCCUGUAGGUCAGGAGGAUUUCUUCACUUUGAUUCACAGGGUUCAGUCCAGGCGGAUGGAUGAGCAGAGAGCCUCGCUGCUUGCUGACUCACCCUGAGGACGACGCACACACCAACACACACACAGCUGGCUCCUCCCCCCAUCUUCAGCAUCAUUGACUACCUUUACAUGCACAAAAUAUUCCCGUUUCUGCCCUUAUUCUAAAAAAGACAAUAUUCCUACUAAUCUGUUUACGUGUCAACAUAGGAUAUUUCAAGUUUUCCAGCAUAGUUUGACUUCCUCCCUCUUUCAUUCCUUCAAAUGACUUCUUGAAAAGGUCAGCUUUGCGAUAUUUAUUCACAUACAAAAACCUGUUGAUAUCCAAGUCUUUGAUAAAGUUUAAAUGUUGGGUGUGUUUCUGCUUCUUUUCUUUUGGUUUGCGUCCGAUACACAGAGCUGUAAACAGAGGCCGUGCUGCACGAACUGAGCCUCAUUCAGUGAACGUGCUGUAAACGUGUCCAAAGAAAGUUCCUAAAACCCGAAUAAUAUCAGCAAAUCACACAAGUCUUCAUCAGAAGAUGCUGCAUUCAGAACGAUAUUAUCACUGGGAGAACGCAGACCUCCGCCAGGCGAACGGUGCAUUCAGGUGCUCCUCGGAUGGUCCCUUCUCCAGAGUUGGGAAGUCGUUCUUCCUCUUUGGUGUGUUCAUGAGCUUUAAGUCGUAAAGUGGAAACAACAUGGACGUUACAAAGAAUUGUGUAUUUUAUGUUUUAAAGAACACGUUGAUGUUACAGAGUUGUUGUUCAGACUUGAGGGGUCGUUCAUCAUCAUAUCCGGGAAAUAAUUUUUCUGAUUAUUCCGGCACCGAAUGAAUGCAGCACAAAUGCUCUAUCUCACAAUGUUAAAGAAAGUUAAACAUUCAUGUACCGUCCCGUUUCAGAUCCACUCCAAAAUGUAACAUGUUCUUCCUCAGCCCGUACUGCACCAUUCCACCAAGUUUCAUUAAAUCCGAUCAGACGUUUUUCUGUAAUCCUGUUGACAGACAACAUAAUAAGGCCUGAAUCAGAAUAUCCAAACAGAAUAAUCUGUUUACAUGACCCAAAUCUAAUUCAGAAUAUUGUCCUAUUCAGAAUAAUAGAGGAGUAUUAAUGUGCAUGUGGACGUAGGUUGAAGAGUCUGAAGGUGUUUGUUAUGUAAAGACUACAGUUACUGUGUUGAACUCAGACUCAGAGUUUGGAUCUCGUCUUCAGGACAUUUUGGAUGUUUUUGUACUACAGGAUUCAGACGAUGUGGAAACUGAUCGUGAUGACAGUAAACAUCCGGAACCAGGUCCAUACCUGAACCAGGUCCAGACCGGAACCGGUUCUAGACCGGAACCAGGUCCAGGUCCUGGUGUUAUCUAACCCUUGUGUCCUGUAGUUUCUGAUUUUAAACAGUAAUAACAUCAGUAGAAAUCUGAACUUUUGAUGAAGUUUUAACAUAUUGUAACAUGUGACUGAAUUUUUAAAUCUAUUUAACAAAUAUCAGAGUCUGUUUUUAUUUCAGAUGGAGAGUUUAAACACUUUUAUAAAUUACUUUGAUGUACUGGA